Molecule: messenger RNA, 462 nt
Organism: Gorilla gorilla gorilla (western lowland gorilla)
Lineage: Eukaryota; Metazoa; Chordata; Mammalia; Primates; Hominidae
Product: histone H4
Exons: 1
Coding region: 81-392 (103 amino acids)
Cellular component (GO): nucleosome
Molecular function (GO): protein heterodimerization activity; DNA binding; structural constituent of chromatin
Source: RefSeq, a predicted model, not a curated record
UGGGGGAAGGGGUAACGUAGAUAUAUAAAGAUCGGUUCCCCUAUUCUCUCACUUGCUCUUGGUUCACUUCUUGGGAAGUCAUGUCUGGACGUGGUAAGGGCGGGAAGGGUUUGGGUAAGGGGGGUGCCAAGCGCCACCGCAAGGUGUUGCGUGACAACAUCCAGGGCAUCACCAAGCCGGCCAUCCGGCGUCUGGCCCGGCGUGGCGGUGUGAAGCGGAUCUCUGGUCUGAUCUACGAGGAGACUCGCGGGGUGCUCAAGGUGUUUUUGGAGAACGUGAUCCGUGACGCUGUCACCUAUACGGAGCACGCCAAGCGCAAGACGGUCACUGCCAUGGACGUGGUCUACGCGCUCAAGCGCCAGGGACGCACCCUUUAUGGCUUUGGCGGUUAAGGUUGCUGAUUUCUCCACAGCUUGCAUUUCUGAACCAAAGGCCCUUUUCAGGGCCGCCCAACUAAACAAA